Thlaspi arvense is the source of this 2457-nucleotide messenger RNA. The record is from the annotation of a GenBank genome assembly. Lineage: Eukaryota; Viridiplantae; Streptophyta; Magnoliopsida; Brassicales; Brassicaceae.
CAAAAUAGUAACACAGAGCUUCGAAAGUCGACAACUCCGCCGGUUUUGCCUAAAAUCAAACGGCGAGAAGCAAAAAGAUUGCAGUUUCUUCCAAGUUUCCACGAUCAUAAAUCUAGGCAAAAUCGCUGCUUCUUCUCGAAGAAUCGGAAUCUCCCCUAGUCGAAUUUUUCCGUCGGCGAAGAUGAAUUGCGAAGUUUGUCAGCUGAAGGAACUGGAAGUGGAAUCCUUCGAGAUACGCGAGGUUCUACGCUGCAUUCUACAUACUAUUGUCUUUCAUCGAGCACUUGGUCUUAUCCGCCCUAAAGACAUUGAUUUGGAGCUUUUUGAGAUCACAUACGUGCAAUGUGGUGAAAUAGAAGUGGAAAAGAAAAUUGAUGAGAAGAUUGAGCAAUUCAUAAGCUGGAUUGAGAAACACCCGAACAAGAAAAGUCAGAUAUGUCUGUCGUUUUAUGAAGUCAAAAGCAAACAGCCAUCUUGGUUCACUAAUAAAAUCGAACGGAUGUACUGGGAACAAUGGUACAUCAAUCUGAAUGUGCUUCUUCAGCCCACUAAAGCCCCUAUCGGAAAGUCCCACCACUCUAAACUGGUUAUGGACCCUGGAGUGGGAAGUGAUGGUCGUGUUGACUGUAGAGGCGUCUGAGGAAAGAAGUUCUCGUAGGACACUGCUUGAGCAAUCCCUUCAAGAAGUCUUAUUCCAAAUCAUAAAAUUCGUGAAUGAGAAAAAGGAUCACGUUCCUCCCAUUAACGAUGGUGUAAUCUACUGCCCUUUUGAGAUCACUAUCCCAAGCUCAUCGGACUCGGCCUUUGGGAUGGAUAUGAUCAAGAGGAUGCUACACAGUGGCCACCCAUCGAUGCUCAGUUGAUUCACAUUAUCCCACUCAACUUUGGUACAUACACUUGGUGCAGCCUAACUCCAAUCUACACUUUCCUACUUGCAUUUCCUUUGUAAAUAACACUUUGCCUCUUUCCUUUGAUCGUGGUCGUUGAAUGAUGGAUAAUGUUUGUCUUUAUCUUAUCUAUGUUACUACGGAAUACGGAUAGAAGCUGUAAAUAAGUGAUCCCUUGUUUCCAAGAUUUCAAAUCUAAGUGACCAGACCAUUACAAAUCAGAGAUCAUUCAAAAGUAAAAAGGAUUAGAAAUCAGAGUUCACCAAGAUCGUAUUACAGUAUCUCUUGUUUGUCUCUGUAUACGCAAUGUUUUGCGACUCAUAAAGCCUUACUACGUUGUUUUCCAAAGUUUGGAUUAACAUUAGAGAGCCAGAAACAAACAAACCUUUCUCUGAUUUGGAGUUUCUUGGAGUUUCGUUCAAAAGAAACCUAACUAAAUAACCAGACACACUACUAGCUAGAGAGAUCACUAAACUGAAAGCUAAAGAGUGGAAACUUAAAGAGAUUGAAACCCUCCGACCGAGGAAGAAGCUGGUAUGAUCACAUAGUCUCACGCUAAGUACUCUCCGGAAACGAACCCGAGUUUGUUCUCUGGGCCUUCGAACUGCCACGUGGCAGGUAUUGGAGCCACGUGGCUUGCAGCGGCCGCUGUAGCAUCGGUAACGCCAGUUGAAAACGGCCAGACCGUUAUCCCUUGCCCAAAUCUGACGUCAUCAAAAUACGACCCUUGACCAAGACCAAGUCCAAAUCCGUCUGGCCCAUUAAACCCACCACCAGAGCCAUGUCUGCUCGCGGCGGCGUUGUAGUUGAGCAAAGAGGCGAAACCGCCGUAGAGCGCAGACGCGCUUCCCUUCGCCGCCGUGUUACCGGCACCGUUGGAGGAGGGAGGGAAAAGAACAGGGGUCGCUUGUAACGGAAAAUUCCGGCUUCCGACAGCAGCGGAGGAGCAAGUUCUUGAGCGUUUUGAGCUUUUACGGGAAACGCCUCCGACAGGAAUGUCACGGAGAGUACCUCCGUGAGUCCAGUAACGGCGACAAGAUUUGCAGAAAUGGCGAGGCUGAGAGAAGUUGUAGUUGUUGUAGUAACAGAACUUUGUGUUGGUCGAGUCACAGCGAGGACAAGGAAGCUGCUCUUGCUGAUCCGCCGGAAUCGCCACCGCUCCGCCGUGAGGAAUCUUAGGUAGUCGACGCGAUUCGCUGAUAUCAGAAGGCAUGUUGAAGAUAGGGGAACGAAAGUAAAAAAUGUUUGUAAGCUUAGUGUGUGCGUUAAAGGUUGGAACUUUCUGAGAGCGCGAGGUUCCUUUUAUGGAGAAGAGAGAUGAGGAAGGAGAAGGGAGUGAAGCUUUUUGACAGAGUGUGUUGGGUUUAUUGUGAACAUGGAGAGAGAAAGAGAUGAUCUGUUUCUUUCUCCUUAAGACUUUCUCUCUCUUUAAACUUCAUGAUACGUAAGGUGGCUCUUCUUUCAAGAUUUUCUGUUUUGCAAAACCACAUUUCUCUAAUCUCUCUGCCACACGUAUUCUCAUAUCUAUUAAACAAAUUAUAAUAAGAUAAUUUUUCUUACCCGCAUAAGU